This is a messenger RNA of Loa loa (African eye worm), 3087 nucleotides long. RefSeq names its product angiotensin-converting enzyme family protein. Gene Ontology annotation, biological process: proteolysis. Gene Ontology annotation, cellular component: plasma membrane. The record is from RefSeq and is a predicted model, not a curated record. Lineage: Eukaryota; Metazoa; Nematoda; Chromadorea; Rhabditida; Onchocercidae. The transcript has 18 exons. Gene Ontology annotation, molecular function: metallopeptidase activity; peptidyl-dipeptidase activity. The coding region runs from base 1 to 3087 and encodes 1028 amino acids.
AUGAUAAGAAGGACGUUACUGUUACAGCAGUUGAUAAUAUCAGUGGUUCUGCUUCGUCUUCAUGCUCAACAUGAAGAUAAUUCAUCUGGACAAAAUGGAUCCAGAAAAGAUACUGGCAUAUCGACAUUAGAAAGUAGUCUGACACUAUCCAGAAAUUCUGCAAUAUGGCCUACAUUGAUGCAAAGUACGGUGAAUGAUGCACCAAUAAUAGCAGCAGCGGAAGCAAAAAAUAUUCUUCGAACUUAUUCCAUUGCUAAGCAGCCAACUCCUUUGAGUAAAUUAUCAUCCCAGAACCAUUCUACAGAGUUUUCGGCUCAACCAAAUUCAAAACCUGAACCUGAACAAGAAAUCGUCUCAUCGUCAAGUUUUCAUCCCACUAUUUCUAAAUCAGGAUUUCAUCAUCAACCAAUACUAACUACCACUGCCAAAUUUGCUAAACCAUUUGCUGAUGGUUCUUCACAUUUGGCUAUGCAUUCAGCCCAAGUUCCACAACUUACAGUUCAUGGUGAAGAUCCCCAACCACUUCCAGAACCGAAUGCAGUUAAAGUAAGCGGCGCUAGCCUUAUGCCAUCAUACCAAAACAAUGCAUUCGAGGAUGAUACUGAACAAUUUGACGACGAAGAUGAUAGUAGUGCGGAUUCUUCGAGACCAGGUGCUAUUGAUAAUGAAGCUAUCGAGGAACUUGUUAACCGCUUCUUGAAUGGUGAUGAUACGGAAGAUGGAAAAGAAGAGAAACUCAAUAAAGAAGCUCUGAAACUGAUCAAUUCGAGUAAAUACUGGGAUUUGAACAAUUUACAGCCUGAAAAUUCGAUACGAGAUAGUAAGAAAGCUCAAGAAUGGAUGAAUGGGUAUGCUGUUGAGGCACAAAAAGUAUUGCGUGAAGUAGCUUUAGCCGGAUGGAAUUAUGUCACAUCAGUAUCGCAUCUUACUAAACAACUUCUUGAUGAAGCUGAAGAGACGUUAGGAAAAUUUGUGAAAAGCACCUCGAAGCAAGCGAAGCAGUUUGAUACUAAAGCAAUUGAGGAUGAAUCGCUGAAACGACAAUUUGAGCUUCUUUUGGUAGAAGGCAUCAAUGUCUUGGAUGAAAAUGAUUUCAAUGAAUACAAUGAACUUCAAAAGCUGAUAGCAAAAGCGUAUGCUGAAACUUCAGUUUGUGAAACGAGCAAUGCAACGAUAUGUCCUUACAGAGUUUCCGAUAUUGUAUCAAUUAUUGCCCAUGAGAAUGACGGCCCUAAAGCAUUUCGUUUUUGGAUCGCAUUGCGUGAAGCAUUAGGACCGAAACUGGUUACCUCUUACAAACGUCUCAUCGAAUUGAUUAAUAAAGGAGCUAAAUUGAAUGGUUUUCCGGAUGGUGGAGCGAUGUGGCGUAGCCCUUACGAACGGUUUGCAUCGCGUCGUGAAAAAACAGAACAAAGUGACACCGUUGCUCUUUUGCAGAAGUUAUACCAGCAAAUUAAUCCAUUUUAUAAACAGUUGCACGCAUAUAUAAGACGUCAAAUACCCGCUCUGUAUGGCCUAGCAAACGUGUCUAAUCUAACACGAGAUGGUCCUAUCCCAGCACACUUGCUUAAGAGUAUUGCUAGUGACAACUGGGUCGCCUUCUAUCGGGAUACGAAACCCUACCAGGAUGAGGAUCAUCUUGCAAGGGAGGUUCAGGAAAACUUCCAAAAAUUAAACUAUACUGUGAAAAACAUGUUCAAACAGACUUAUAAAACUCUCAAGCAACUUGGAUUUGAUAAAUUACCGUCAAGUUUUUGGACGAAAUCGAUAUUUACGAGGACCUGGAGUAAAGAUAUGCUUUGUCAUCCACCUGCAGCUUACGAUAUGAGGGAUAAGCAUGAUUAUAGGAUAAAAGCAUGUGCACAUCUUAAUUUACCCGAUUUUGAAUUGACCCAUAAAUUGCUUGUUCACAUAUACCAUUAUUAUAUGUGUCGUGACCAACCUCUUCUGUUUCGUGAAGCAACAAAUCCAAGUCUUUUAACCGCUGUGACUAACGCUUUCGCAAUUAAUGCUCGAAAUAUAGAGUAUUUGAAAAUGAUGAAACUAAUCACAUCGGAAACUGGAUUUAGUCACUCAAAAAUUAUCAAUCGUUUGUAUUUGGAAGCACUUGAAGAUUUCGUCAAACUACCCUUCGACUUCGCGGUUGAUAUGUGGCGAUUUCAUAUAUUUGAUGGUACUUCAACAAAUGCUACCUGGAACUCUGAUUGGUGGCAACUAAGUGAAUUAUUCCAAGGGAUCAAAUCGCCAGUGGAACGAAAAUCAACUGAUUUCGACGCCAUUGCAUUUUCUACCAUUGCUCAAACGCACGCUCCAGCAAUGAAACACUUUUUCGCCUACAUAAUGCAAUUCCAAAUCCUCAAAGCUUUGUGUCCUGAUACGACAAAUUUGAGCAAUGGAUGUAUGUUAGAACGUAAUUCAGUUAUUGAUAAAAUUAAAAAAGUGAUGGCACUUGGUUCAUCAAUUACUUGGCGCGAAGCAUUGGAAAUUAUUACAGGUAGCAAAGAAGUUGAUGCAAGCGCUAUGCUGGAAUAUUAUCAACCUCUGAUAAGUUGGCUUGAGGAGCAAAACGCUAAGGAACAUGCGUAUAUUGGAUGGGAUGGAUUCGGAAAGCCAUUUGAGGAAUCCGAGGUACCAAAAGUUCGAGAAAGUACCACCAGUACGGACUCGUUAUCCGAAAUAUUGAGUGGAAGUCAAUUUGCAUUUCCGGGUGGUGACUGCUCAAAUGGUAAGGAAUGCUUGCUGGAUUCGGUAUGUCAAAAUGAUCUCUGCGAAUGCAAGGAGGGACUAUAUACUUUGAAGAUUGGCAAUACUUAUAACUGUGUUCCCGGGAAUCCUGCUGAUGCAGGUUUUGGAGAUGGACAUGGUGGUUUAGUCAUCGGUUUACAUUCAAUAGAUGACAACAGUAUAGUGGCUAUUCCAGAGCCUGAGGAGCAUGAAAAGCAGAUGAAAGCAGAACCAGAACCAGAACUUGCUAAUGAUAAGCCAGGUUUCUUGCCGGAACAAGAACUAAAAUCUAAAGGAACUUCUGCCAGUAUACCAACAUUAACCUUGGUAUUAUCACUUACUGUCUUGGUCGUACUGUUAUAG